ACCGGACAGCGAUCAUGGCACCUCGCAAUCGCGCGCGCGCUCUCCGUCCAGCUUCGUCAUUCACUUCCUUUCGAACAGCAAACAAGGUCCGCGAGACGACAUCGUCAUUUCUACACCCACACAUUACUCGCCGCCAACAUGGCCAUGAUUCUCAAUACCAGUGCCUUCUAGACGCACCGCGUCUAGUAUUCAGUCUCGCGACCACCCGGCUUCCGAUUGAGGGAAGUGUUAUCAGGCACCUAUUCGACUUACGAUUCUCACAACAUUACGAGGUCUGCCUACAGAUCCGGGAAGAGUGCGUCGCGCGAAAACGUAUCUGUGUCCGUACGCAGAGCACGAGCACGAUCUACCGGGGCUGGAUGCCGUGGAACAAAUAGUCAUUUGAAAAGAGUCGCUGAAGAGCCACAAUCAGCAAACAUGAAGUACAUUCCGCUCCGUGACAUUGACACGGUUACGAACGCCCUCAACUUUUCGACGCAGGAUUGUCACAUCAUUGGGUCUUGUGACAUCUACACCACCAAGGCUGCAGGAGGAGACAAGAAGUUGUACAGGAACAUUGAAAACAGCCUCGAAUCGCAACAUGAGGCUCUGCGGCGUCUCUCUGCGUCGCUGAGUCCCGUCAGCCCCUCCUUGAGAGCCAUGGGUGAUAAUGUAGGCUCCGACGGACACUCAAGUAGCUUUCCGAAGUCGCCUCCGCUGUUCGAUGACCAAGAGAUCGAUCUUUCUCGUGCGUCUCCAUUCGGAAAUCUCGGCCAAGUCACCGCGCGCCGAACCUUCGCAUACCUGAUAGCCACGCUCAAUGCUUCGCAUCCCGACUAUGACUUUUCACAUAUCCUUCGACCUUCCGACUUCCGUAAGGAGCGGAGUCUUAGAGCGAUUAUGAAUAACAUUGACAACACAUUGCAAAACCUACGACCCAAGCAGACUGCUGCAAUGAAUUACUUGUCACCGCCAACACUAUCCAAUUCGGCGCCUGCGGGUCUAGGCACAAAUACUGAAAUCUGGUCUCAAAACAUGUGGAAGCUCAUCGACAAGGAAAUGGGCCUUCGCCAUUGCGAGAAAUAUACCUAUGUUCCUGACGACGAUCCUUUCGACGGUGAAGAAGGCGCGAUCUGGAGCAUGCACUAUUUCUUCUUCAGCAAGGAGAAGAAGCGCGUAUGUUAUAUCUACCUGCGCGGCUUCAGUGUCAUCUCGCACAGUCCAGUGACUGCGCCAAAAUUCUCGCAACGAUCGAAGGCAAUGCAGCGCAGCGCUUCGAGCCUAUCCCUUGGCGAAGGCGCCGGAAAGCGAGCGUCAUUUUGGCUGAGCGACGACAUGCUGUCGAAGAACAUCGAUAACGCCGCCCACGACGAUGAUGAUGACGAAGUGAUGAUAACGUCUGCGCGUGGCGACGACGAAGUCGAAGUGCCCUUCAUGGAUCUGGAGGAUAUCCGAAGCGAUCUCAUGUACGGCAGAACCAAUUAUGCAUUUGAUGACGAGGAUGGAGAAGACGACUUCUACACUCGCUCUCCACAGACCGUGGCAAGCAUCUCAGAGGAGAUCGGCGAGACGAUGGAGAUGGAUUACUGAUAACCCUUUGAUUUUCUUUUUCGGCGUCGGCGUUCGUGCACACUUCUAUUUUGUCCUUGGCCAUAUACCAACAUUGGCUUCGGGCUUUGGGACCGGCCUCUAG
Molecule: messenger RNA, 1672 nt
Organism: Dissoconium aciculare CBS 342.82
Lineage: Eukaryota; Fungi; Ascomycota; Dothideomycetes; Mycosphaerellales; Dissoconiaceae
Product: repressor of RNA polymerase III transcription MAF1
Exons: 2
Coding region: 418-1569 (383 amino acids)
Biological process (GO): negative regulation of transcription by RNA polymerase III
Cellular component (GO): nucleus
Molecular function (GO): RNA polymerase III core binding
Source: RefSeq, a predicted model, not a curated record